CCGUACUGAUGUGUUACUGAGUUGAUGACAACAGCACUUCCGCGACCGCGCAGCGGUCGAACGAAAGUUUGCGCCUUGAAAGAUUCAUCAACGUUAUCUGGAACAUUUCGAAUAUCAUGAAAUGCUAAUGAGAUGCACGAGCCACCUGAUUCCUCAUAUUUCGAGACUUUAAAUAACACGUGUGCGACGACGAACGACAUGACUUGAAGGAAGAUAACCAACAUUUAAUCGCGACGAGUUAAAAAUCAAGCGUAUGGUAAUCGAUUCAAAAGUAGUCGCACACAUAUUCGACGUUUUGACUCGAUAUAUACUUUCGAAGCAGGACCGCGAUUCCGGUAGACGGACAACGGAGUCCUGUCGGUGAGAUCAAACGGGGCAACGAGGCGUCCGGAGCCAUUCCUGCGCCUCCCUCCAAACGCACCGGUGGUUUCGCACAGCAGCGCGACGCGACGCGACGCGACACGACGCGACGCGUUGCGGUCAGUCUUCGUCGAUCGUGUUGCUUGGUGUGUUUGUUUGUCGUGUUCGAGGAACACUUUGGUGAACAUCCGCAAGCCCGCGGGGACUGUGAGAGUGCGUGCGAGAACUGCGAGCAACGAGCGGAAACAUCCUCUCGGACUGUGCGAGUACUCGCGGCGCUCCCGUGUGUAUUACGUACAUGCUACAAUGUCUUUGGGAUCCUUCAACGAACGAUGACACGCCCGCAACGACGACAGUCGCGGACAGCCGAGCCGUUGUCGUGAGCGGAUGCUCGCGAAGACUGCUCCUCGAGGACGGCGCAUCAAUUCCCAGCGAGAACGAGGACGAGGACGACUACGACGACGAGGACGAGGACGACGACGACGACGACGACGACGACGACGACGGUGGUGGUCGUGGUGGUGAAGUAACACAGCCGAGUCGAACCACUCGUCGAUGGUACUGCUGUUGCGAUACGAGCACUGCUCCGCGGAUACGUCACAUUCGUGCGCCCGAUGUCGCAUAGAGGCUACCGCGGGAGCUAUAACUGCGAGGUUCAAUGUGACCUUGUAAAAACAAAAUAGACAGAUGACAACCUUCUCAAGAAAAAGGUAUGGCAAGCUUGAUGGUGAACGCCUCUAGUAAGAACAGCUCGCGCAGUGGGUCUCCUAGUAGAGCAACUUCAAUAUCCCAGCUACACCAGCAGCAAUCAACAGGAAGCUUGGAUCACACUCCACGAUUGCGUAAUGUUCCAAUUUCUCAAGCAGGAGAGGGUAGCACAGGCAGUGGAAGUAGUGGUGGUGGUGGUGGUGGUACUGGUACUGGAAGUGGUCUCAGUAUGAAGAACAGCAGUAGACAAAGAUCACCAGGAACUGUAAUUCGCAUGGGAGAUGCUAUGGAUGAACCAAGUAGUAAUCCAAACACUGCCGAACCAGAUGAGUUUGUGCCAAAUAUUCAUCCACCAACUGAUGAUGAAGGAGAACAAUAUCACACAACUCCAUCGUUCCUAUCGAAUGGCUCUUCUGAAUUGAUCGCCGACGAUGUUGAUUCUAGUGCAACGCGUGUUCGUCAAGCUAUUGAACAUAUUCAAAGUAAAAUUGCUAAGACGCGGGAGCUAAUAAGAAUAGAACAAACUACGCGGGAUGAAAAUGUCAAUGAAUAUUUGAAAUUAGCUGCUAACGCAGACAAACAGCAAUUAACAAGAAUUAAAACAGUAUUUGAGAAAAAGAAUCAAAAAUCAGCUCAUAGUAUCGCACAGCUGCAAAAAAAAUUAGACAGUUACACAAAAAAAUUGAAAAAUUAUGAGAUGAAUGGAGCACCCACCAGUCAUAGGCAACCAAGGGAAAUGUUACGGGACAUGGGACAAGGACUUAAACUUUUCAGAAACGUGGGAGGAAACAUCAGGGAUGGCAUCACUGGUUUUUCAGGGAGUGUGAUGUCUAAACCAAGAGAGUUUGCUCACCUUAUUAAAAACAAAUUUGGAAGUGCUGAUAAUAUAAAUACUUUAUCGCUUGAGAGUAAUGGCUCGACUUUUUAUGUAAACGAUACACCGCGUGCAGGUAAUGGUGAUAACACUAGCGUUGAAGAUGAUAAAACUCAUCACGGAUCGGCUACACUUCCUGGCGGGUGCAGUUUAGGGUCUACUCAUAGCGCAGCUGCUAUGAAGUUCCCAUCUGAGGAAGGAUCAGAGUGUUCUAGUGUGACCAGCGAAAGUGGUCCCGGCAGUAGAGGACAGCCGCACACAUGUCAUAGUAAUAACGCAGCCUUGAGCCUCAAAUCUAUUUUCUCAGAACUGCAAGAACAUCGGGAAAACCUCGACCGAAUGAGGGAAAAAUUAGAUACCGUAAAGGCGUUACAACAGGAGGUGACAUAUCUUUCUCAUUCUCUCCAAGAAGAACGUUUCAGGUGCGAACGUUUGGAAGAACAAAUUAACGAUUUGACGGAACUCCACCAGAACGAAGUGGAGAACUUGAAACAAACCAUUACAGAUAUGGAGGAAAAGGUGCAAUAUCAAAGCGAGGAUAGAUUGCGAGACAUACACGAGAUGUUGGAGAGCUGUCAAACUAAGAUCUGUAAGAUGGAACAUCAGCAGCAGCAGCAUCAGCAAUACGUAACCUUGGAAGGCUUGGAUAACAGCAAUGCCAGAGCAUUGGUUGUAAAAUUAAUAAAUGUAGUAUUAACAGUGUUGCAAGUUAUUUUACUCCUCGUUGCGACAGGUGCUGGUAUUAUGAUGCCUUUCCUCAGAACUAGCUGUACUAAGCCUCAUUGUUUCAUGUGCAGGGUGCGUAUAUUAACAACCACGUUUGUUGUGUUGGGCAUAGUAUUUGUGCUCAAGCAGUGGCCUGAGGUGCACGACGUUGGUAGUCAUCUCAUACGCCACCUUAAGCAGACCCUCGCCAUGAAGUAGCAUUGGUGGAAUACUUAAAUUUAAUCAAACCCUGUGAUGAAGCUGGGCUAUUGGAUAGAUUGAGAUUGAAACUUCGCAUCCGUUUAUCAGUGUUGUAGGAUUGGAGCAAUAAUAGUACGUAUACGUGUAAAUAAGUUUAUUUAUAUCUUGGGUUGUUUAAAUUACCAUUAUAUUAUCACCACAUGAUCAUAAAAAUUAUAUAUGUAUUUUUGAUACCAUUAUUUAAAUCGCGACAAGACUUUUGUUGUAGGGUGUACUUGAUUUUCAAAUUAUAAUUUGUACAAAUUGUCAUUUGAUUCACAAUUUUUAUGUCUUAUCACUUUUGAUUUGACAUUAGUUUUAUGUUUCACGGUCAUGAUUAACGAUCUAUUAGUGCUGGACACUGAGAGAUUUCUUCUGUAUAAAAUAUUCUAUACUUCUGUAUAAAAAUUCUAACAAAAAAAGGAAAAUAUUCAAAUAUUGUAUAUUGCUACUGCUUGACUACAUGUAAUAUAUUAUUACCAGAGUUUAAUUUCACGUAUCUUUAUGUUCAUUUUCUCGCGGAUACCUGGUUAGAGUUGUGUGCAAGAGGCGAAGUGAGAGGGUGUGAUGCACGCCAGAAUACUGUCUUCAGCUUUUACAACUGAAGAACUGUCCAAUCAUAAUUUGUCGGUG
Harpegnathos saltator (Jerdon's jumping ant) is the source of this 3520-nucleotide messenger RNA. RefSeq names its product transmembrane and coiled-coil domain 2 protein Dmtn (gene Dmtn). The coding region runs from base 1073 to 2866 and encodes 597 amino acids. Gene Ontology annotation, cellular component: endomembrane system. The record is from RefSeq and is a predicted model, not a curated record. The transcript is spliced from 12 exons. Lineage: Eukaryota; Metazoa; Arthropoda; Insecta; Hymenoptera; Formicidae.